Messenger RNA from Acanthochromis polyacanthus (spiny chromis), 2636 nucleotides. RefSeq names its product coronin-1C-A-like. The coding region runs from base 326 to 1750 and encodes 474 amino acids. The record is from RefSeq and is a predicted model, not a curated record. Gene Ontology annotation, molecular function: actin filament binding. NCBI's taxonomy places the organism in Eukaryota, Metazoa, Chordata, Actinopteri, Pomacentridae. The transcript is spliced from 11 exons. Gene Ontology annotation, biological process: cell migration; actin filament organization.
GUAUCCCAUUGAAUUUAAUAACGAGAUGAGAACAGGCGAUUGCUAGUCUUCCGCAGGUGAGCAGCGGACAGUAGAUGCUCUGUUUAUCCACCGGCAUCCUGAAAUACCACCACAUUUAAAAACACUGCCUCCGGCCACACAUUUGCAGCCAAGAAGGGGGUAAAAGGAUCAUUGCGGCUGAGCUUUUCUUCUUCUUUUUUGUGUGUGGAGACGAGGGAUACUAGAGCAACGUCCUGCAGGAUAAGGGCGCGCCUAAACUACCAGAUUCAUGUGUUGUGAUUGAUUACCCCCGUGCGAACGAAAAUCUUGCAUAGAUUUAGGAGAUAUGUUGCGGCGAGUUGUGCGACAGAGCAAGUUCCGUCAUGUGUUCGGUCAAGCCGUGAGGAACGACCAGUGCUACGAUGACAUCCGGGUGUCCAGGGUCACAUGGGACAGCUCCUUCUGUGCCGUCAACCCCAAGUUUGUUGCCAUCAUCAUAGAUGCCAGCGGGGGAGGAGCCUUUCUCGUCCUUCCUCUAACAAAGACCGGCCGUAUAGACAAGGUCUACCCGACAGUAUGUGGUCACACGGGCCCGGUGUUGGACAUCGACUGGUGUCCUCAUAAUGACCACGUCAUUGCUAGCGGCUCAGAGGACUGUACGGUCAUGGUGUGGCAGAUACCUGAGAAUGGACUGGAAACUCCCCUUUCAGAGCCCGUGGUCGUGUUAGAGGGCCACUCUAAAAGGGUCGGCAUUGUGUCUUGGCAUCCCACUGCUCGCAAUGUUCUCCUCAGUGCAGGGUGCGACAACCAGAUCGUCAUCUGGAAUGUGGGCACGGGAGAGGCCAUGAUCAAUCUGGAGGACAUGCACCCUGAUGUUAUCUUUAGUGUCAGCUGGAGUCGCAAUGGCAGCCUGCUCUGCACCGCCUGCAAGGAUAAGAAGGUCCGCGUCAUCGACCCCCGUAAAAAAAAGAUUGUGACGGAGAAGGACAAAGCUCACGAGGGAGCUCGACCAAUGAGAGCGAUCUUUUUAGCAGAUGGAAACAUUUUCACCACCGGAUUCAGCCGCAUGAGUGAGCGUCAGCUAGGACUAUGGAAAGCUGAUAACAUGGACGAGCCGAUAUGUGUUCAAGAGAUGGACACCAGUAAUGGAGUUCUGCUGCCCUUCUACGACCCCGACACCAAUAUAGUCUACCUGUGUGGGAAGGGUGACAGCAGCAUUCGGUACUUUGAGAUCACUGACGAGGCACCGUUUGUUCACUACCUCAACACCUUUUCCACCAAGGAGCCCCAGAGGGGAAUGGGAUACAUGCCCAAAAGAGGUCUGGAUGUCAACAAAUGUGAAAUCGCAAGGUUUUACAAAUUACAUGAGAGAAAAUGUGAACCAAUCAUUAUGACAGUCCCACGUAAGUCGGAUCUGUUCCAGGACGACCUCUACCCCGACACAGCCGGCCCCGAUCCCGCCCUGGAGGCGGAGGAGUGGUUCGCCGGCAAGAACGGAGGCCCCAUCCUGAUCUCGCUCAAAGACGGCUACGUCUCCACGAAGAACCGCGACCUGAAGGUGGUGAAGACGAACGUCCUGGAGAGCAAGCCGGCCACAAAAGCAGAAAACAUCUCGGUUGUUCAGAAGCACGCUUCUCCACAGCAAUCAGUAAAAAUCGAAGACAAACUGGAAGAGGUACUCCGAGAGUUCAAGUCACUCAGGGACCGUGUCAUCCUUCAAGACCGUCGAAUCGCCAGACUGGAAGAGCAGGUCGCCAAGGUUGCCAUGUAAGACACGGUCCCCCCUUCCCAGGACCAUCCGUUGUUUGGGAGAGAAUCAACUGGACGGGGUUCAGCCACGGCCAAAUUCUCAAGAUUCGGCUUCACUAAGCUCGGCGUCGUCUCCGCGACGAGUCCGAGCCUACAUUCCAAGAUGAACUUUAUUUUUCCUCAUCAGGCCUCCUGUUUCACACUUCGCCCUGAGACACACACACACACACACACACACACACACACAGAAAAAGGAAAAACUCUCGCAGCUCAUGUACACAGUUGAAGAAAAGACAUUUUUGUUGAAGGAAAAGUCUUAACUUUUAAAUUGUUUUCAAAUCGUGGUAAAAACAUUCUUAUGUGAAGUUUGUACUUACUACUCAAAAACUGUAUGUAGCAUCAGUAUUUCCAUUGUUUCUCUUUUUUUGUGUUGCCAAACAUGCAUUGUGUGCGGUUCCAUGCACUGCUUUUACAUUUUUUUUUCUUUUUUUUUUUUUUUUGUCCUGUUGUACAUUCCAGUCACAACCUGGUAGAACAAUAUAGUCGAGCUGGAUUAUUUUUUUUUUAAACGAUAGCUGUUGAACUUUUAUCCCCUCUGACCAGUUUGCUCAUUGAUAUCCAUCAGAUUUCUGAAUGUGGAAGAAUUCCUUCUAAAACAUUUUGUUCCUGUUCUUCUGGGCUUCAAAUUUAACAUUGGGUUUUAAAAGGGGGAGGGGAGGGAGGGGGUUGCAUCUCUCUGGUGUAAAUGUUGUGCAAAUGUAGUGGUGCCUCUCGUCACUGUUAAGGGUCAAAUUGCCCUCUCCAGUGCAUAUUGGUGUUGGGAAGGGACCACUCCCCCAGCUUGUGUUUCACUGAACCCCUGACAAACAGUUCUGUGCACAUAAUAAAGAUUUUACACAUGAAACCUC